Molecule: messenger RNA, 2101 nt
Organism: Chaetomium fimeti
Lineage: Eukaryota; Fungi; Ascomycota; Sordariomycetes; Sordariales; Chaetomiaceae
Product: mitochondrial matrix Mmp37-domain-containing protein
Exons: 2
Coding region: 204-1856 (550 amino acids)
Biological process (GO): cardiolipin biosynthetic process; CDP-diacylglycerol biosynthetic process
Cellular component (GO): mitochondrion
Molecular function (GO): phosphatidate cytidylyltransferase activity
Source: RefSeq, a predicted model, not a curated record
GAUCCCCACCGUCUUCUCCAUCCAUUGAUUCCCGGGCCGUUUAGCGGCAGAGUCCGGCAAACGCUGCUCUUCCCAGCACCCGAUUUGUUCCCUGAUGGCAUUUAGUUGGAGGUGACAUCUUGCAGCGUCGCUGCCCGCUGCGCUCUGAUACACCAAUUCUAAGAUUUUCAACUUUGUCCUUCCGACGACGUAGCAAGAUUGUGAUGGUUCGCGGUCGUAUCCCCGCCGCGGUGCGAGGUCGCUUCGUGCCACGCUCUAGGCCACUGCGUCCAGGUCUCGCCAUCCAUAUCUCAACCUCCUCCCCGGUAUGCCAAUUCGGGUGCUCGCCGAUUCCUACCCGCAGAUACGGGACAGCACGAAACGGCGGUGGUGCGGGCGCGGACGAGAAGGAAGCCCGAGAGAGCGCCCAGCACGAUGCGGCGGCCGAAUCGGCGGCGGAUACGGCGGGGAAAGACACCAAGUCGGCCGAGGCAUUGGCAAGCGAGGCAAAAACCUCCUCUACCGCCGGGUCGUCGGUAGUCAGCGAUGUGCAGGAUUGGGAAUAUGACCCGAACGUGAAGGUCGAGUCGUUCAAGGAUCUGCCACACGCCAACUUCGGGGUCAACCAGCACAUUCCAUUCGAUGCAGAGUUCAAGGAGGUCUUGAAAGCUAUACCCUGGCAAUUCCGUGCACCGAUUCGUUAUGCGUUUGCCUACGGCUCCGGCGUGUUUCCCCAGUCGAAAGCGAGCGGGAAGACCCCAACCGAGGAAGAACUCCGCGCGAUACAUCCGAAAGCACCACUCGCCGUGCAAAGGGCCCAGGACGGCACACCGAAAAUGAUCGAUUUCAUCUUCGGUGUCUCGCAUACCCAGCACUGGCACUCUCUCAACAUGAAACAGCACCGCGACCACUACUCUCCGCUUGCGAGCCUCGGGUCCGGUGCCGUAUCGUACGUUCAGGACAAGAUGGGAGCGGGUGUCUACUUCAACCCUUACGUUGUCGUAAACGGAAUCCUCAUCAAAUACGGCGUCGUACAACUGGGCACCCUCGAGAACGAUUUGACGCAGUGGGACACGCUUUACUUGGCUGGGAGGUUGCAUAAGCCCGUCAAGAUCCUCCGAGACGAUCCGAAGAUCCGGUUAGCCAACCAAAUGAAUCUCCUAUCGGCCUUGCGAACAGCGUUAUUGCUGCUCCCGCCAGACUUCACGGAAGAACAGCUGUACGGAACCAUUACCGGCAUCAGCUACCUUGGCGACCCGCGCAUGGCCCUGCCCACCGAAAACCCACGUAAGGUCAAGAACAUUGUGGGCAACAAUAUGGCCAAUUUCCGGCGGCUCUACCUCCCGCUCAUCGACACGCUACCCAACGUCGACUUCAACGACCCCGGCGUCGGCACCAAGGACUGGGUCUGGGACGAGACGAAGAACCUAAAGCUCGCCCAAGAUAUGGACCCAGUCAAGCGCGGCAACAUGGUGCGGCGCUUGCCCAAAGCCUUCCGCUCGCGCCUCUAUUUCCAGUACCAAAAGAAGCUAGCCAUCCCAGCAGAGGACUUCCGCAAGAUGAUGAACGAGAGUAAGGAGGAGGACUCGGUCGCGUUCAAGAGGCGCGAGGGCGGCGGUUUUGAGCGACGUAUCGCCCAAGACGAUCCCGUCGAGCUCCGAAACUACAUCCGCACCGUCAUCAAGCAGACCAUCAGCUGGCCGGCCACCGCCCAGUCCCUCAAGGGCCCGCUCACCAGUGGGAUACAGAGGUCGUGGCGGUACAUGAAAGAAAAGAUAGACAAAUACCGCGAGGGAAAGCAAGCGGAAGAGAAUAAGGUUGCGGUGGAUGAAGGUGACGGCGGAAAUGUCGGCGAAGGGAAGGAGAAGAAGCCGUGAUAUCAUGUAGAACAGAAGUGGGAGGGUUUGAACGAACAUGACUGGCUGGCUAGGAAAGCGUGCCUUUUUUGUACAUUAUAUGCAUGGCAUGGUCAUGGCGCCCGGGGAGAGGAUUAGACAGCGAUCGGUGUUUAUUCACGCCUUGUCGCCCGACUGCGAUCGUUCGACUAAAUAGAAGGUACUAGCAGUAACGAGUAAUGUCACGACCGAGGCAACAAUUCAAAUACUACCGUGGUUUACAAACC